AUGUCAGCGGUGGUGGUCUCGAGUUGGCUCUACGAGAAGAGGCCACUCAAGAGGGCUAAGUUGGGUCCGCCCGACGUCUACCCACAGGACCCCAAACAGAAAGAGGAUGAGUUGACGGCCGUGAACGUGAAGCAGGGCUUCAACAACAACCAGGGAAUGACCGACGAGUACGGGUCCGCCCGUAACGCCAAUCUGACGCCCAAUAAGUUUGGCUCGUAUUUCAGCGCUUUGUUGUCCAAGAAGUUGGAGAUGAAUACUCUGCCGGAGACCACAAGGAAGAAGCAUCAGAUCAACGCCAAAGACAACAUAUUGCUCGUGACGUCGAAGUCGAGGAGUGUCGCCGACGCCUGGUUUAAGGACUUGGCCUCCAAUGCCAAGACAUUGUCGCAGUUGUCGCGCAAAGUACCCGUCUUUCACAAGAAGGAGGAGAUAUUUGGCAGUCUAUACGAGUUUAAGAUACCUAUGUUUAAGGCCCAGUGGUUUAUCAAGAUGUCGGCCGCCCAUCACUUGGCCAUCAGUGAGUCCAACAACAAGAAGUCUAAGCGCCAACUGCCGGACCAGAGCCAAGACUGGACCAACGCUUUGUGUAAAUAUCUUCGCGAACAGUACCAGAAGCUGUGCGAGUAUUAUCACGGCGUGACGCCCGCCGGAACCGCCGCCGUCGGCGCCACCAAUGCUAGCGCUGCCGCCGCUUCGGCGACAGUGGACGCCGAUGAAGGCACUGGAGGCGCGAGUGUUCCCAAACAGUGGCAAUACUACACACAACUGGCCCGACAUCUCUAUGAGGACGGGCUACUCGACAAAUACGAUUUCCUGUGUUGGCUGUUAGACCUGUUGGACAAAAUUAAAUCACCCGACGAUUCGGUAAUUGGUAUUGUCGUGCCGUUAGUUCUUCAAUACAUCGACGAGUUUACGCAAUCGGAACAGUUGUCCCGUAAGCUCGCCUACCAGUGCUCCAAAAAGCUGAGUCAACUCGUGGCCGACUUUAGCGCCGAUCAGACGCCGGAUCAGUUGUCGACCGCUGAUACCAACGCCGCCGACGACUCGAAGAGCGGUGGCGUUAAUUCGGUGAACGGGUUUCCCUCGACGCCCAACGCGUCGGCCAGCAGUUCGGCCAACACUUCGGCCACAAAUACGGCGACAAACGCUGUCCAGAGUCAGAGCGCGAGCGAACAAUUGAUGAGUUGUUUCAAUGAGUUGACAGAGUGUUCACACCAUCGGAACGUAAUACUGGGCCUAUCGGUGAUGAUUCAGAUCAUUACACUCGACUGCCCGUCGGCUCUCAUAUGGCUGAAUGUGGGCGAGAGUAGCAAAGGAGCCAACAGUAUACAGGGCUCGCCACUCGAUUACCUGCCCUGCGAGCCGUCAAACCUGCCGAUGCCCUCGCGAUCACACAACCAAUACCUUCGCAACGAAUUGCGCAAAGCGGAGGAAGAGAUCCGCCACAGAAGCCGAAUGUCUGAAACGCACUGGUCGUGCGACCGGUGGGAACAGACGCCCGGAACCACUGUUAACAAGUUGUUGAACGUUUUGGACGCUCUCGACAGACAGUGUUUCGAUAAACUCGAUUCAAACAAUUCAAUCGAUACCCUCUACUCGAAGAUAUUUUCCGCCUUCAAUACCGCUGCGAGCAAUAACACCGCGAGUCCCACAAACAGUAGCCCUAAUAAUGGAUCUAAUGCUGAGAGUGUUAACCGAAAUGUGGGAGAAGUGAUGGCCGAAGACGAGCCGAUUGUGCGCUUACUGUGCGAAUGGGCGGUCACUAUCAAGAGAACGGGCGAACACAGGGCUCUAGUGGUGGCCAAACUGUUGGAGAAGAGACAGAACGAGUUGACCGCCGAAAAGGACAGUGAGAUAAGCGAAGAAACGGAUUCGGAGGCGACCGCUAACGGCAAUACACCGGCCAAUAGUGCGAACAAUACGAUUACAAACGCCAACAAUUCGCCGACGACUGCCAAUAGUGGCAACAAAUCAUGCGAUUCACAGCUUUCGACACCAAUAUUUCAGAAUCUGUUAUUGAAUUUUUUGGACAUUCAGGCGCCCGUCUAUGAGGACAAGAUUGGCCUCAAUAGCGGCGACAAUAAACAGGCCUUUUCUAACUUAAUACUGCUUUUCGGUGAACUCAUCCGCCGAGACGUCUUCUCGCACGACCUCUACAUGUGUACACUUAUAUCUCGCGGACAGUUCUCCAACUCUCCCAACACAUCGCUCCUCUCCCACAGCGCCAGUACUUCCAAACCCAAUCCGAUGGAAGAGUCGUCUUCGUUGGCCGGAUUUGUGCCUAAUUUGUCCACUAAUAACGAUAAUCACAAUCAUUUGGGACAACUCGUCGCCAAUGGUAUCCAGAAAAGCACUUCCAGUUCAUCACUGCCUAUGUUUGACCCGCUGUCCAAUAAUGUGAACGCCGGCCAAACCGACCAAUCAACGCGUUGGGAUCUGCCGUCGAUGGACAUCGACGAGAAUCUCGAUGAAAACCUGGACGAGGACUUAGACAAACUGUUGCAACACAUCAAAGCUGGUCAACAGAAUAUGUCGGAUCAGGCAGACCAAUCAACGCGUUGGGAUCUGCCGUCGAUGGACAUCGACGAGAAUCUCGAUGAAAACCUGGACGAAGACUUAGACAAACUGUUGCAACACAUCAAAGCUGGUCAACAGAAUAUGUCAGAUCAGGCAGACAUAUUACUCCCCGAUUCUGUGGGUUCGGACAAAGAGGACGAACCGAACACUACUGGUCUGGGCUCUCACGCGACCACAUUUCCAAUGCCCGAAAUACCGGUGAAGAACGCGACGCCCAGACAUCUGUUAUAUACAAUGCACUUCCCAUUACCACAAGACGAGACGUUCGCUCACGACUGUAAUCAGCGGCACAUUUUGCUGUACGGCGUCGGCAAAGCCAAAGACGAGGCCAAACACGUGGUCAAAAAGAUCACUAAAGAGAUUACAAAACUCUUCAACAGGAAGUCGUCGAUGGAUAUCAGCGACGGCGGGAAAGUUAAGAAACACGCCAUCAAAGAGGGCUUCAAUUUCGAGUCGGCGAUCGCCAAGUUUCAGGCGCUGUCCACUUUCGACCAACACGUGGUGACCACUUCCUGCGCCACCGCAGCCGUAGAGAUGCUGAACGGUGUGGCCAUUGGAAGCGCCAAUUAUUUGCCACUAAUCGAGUCGAUUGCGUUUCUCUUUGAUUUGAUGGAAAUGGCGCUCAAUGUCCACGGAUUGAUUGAAUUUGUCAUUCAAAUGCUUAAAGAGUUGGUCGAAGUGGACAUUCAAUUGCACCAAAAGUGUCCCAUUUUGGAGCGCACUUACUGUACAUCCAUUGGUCUGUAUAUCGUAGGCGUUCUCUACAGAUAUCAGACGUGUCUUCUGGUGUCACACGAGGAGACACUCGCUGUGUUCGAGAGCCUCUGGAAACUCGUCCGACACGUGAACACUCCCAGCGACUGUUCAUCAGCCGAACGGUGUAUUCUCUUCUAUUUAUGGGAUCUCCACUCUUCGUACAACUCUUUACGAACCAAAUCUCACGAAUUGGUCGGCUUUACGACAAUGUUAUCGAAAAUCAAGCAAUUGAGUAGUUCUCAGGUGAGCACCCAUUCGGAGGGCACCACAAACCAGAGGCUCAACGCCUCAGUGAUGGCCGAUUACCUUAAGAAUCCCAAACUUAAAGUGGACGCCAUUCACAUCCGUAACCUCAGCGACAAUAUCUCCGACCGAUACUCGUUUGUGUGUAACGCCAUUCAGUGUAUAUCAAUGGCCGGCGAUAUCGACAAACUCAAUGAGAUGUCUGUGCUCUGCGCCGAACUGACCGCUUCCUGUUCUCAUCUCAGCAGCGAAUGGCUAAGCGUUUUGAAAGCUCUCUGUUGUUCAUCGAAUCCAAAGAGUUAUUACGAUUUGUUAACACAAGUCGAUGUCUCCGAUCUCUCGAUUCACGACAAUUUAGCCGUCUUUACGUCAAUACUGAUCGCCAGACGAUGUUUUUCGCUCACAGACUUCAUCCUUCAAGUGGCCGUUCCCUCACUUCUGGCCCCGUCUUCUGCGGAGACGCCCGAAGAGGCCGAACCCGGAGCUCGACUUACGUGUCAUUUACUGCUUUGUCUUUUUAAGACAUCGGAGACUCCGUUGUCUUCAAAUACGAUGACAUCGUUCGCCACUUCUUCGCGCUAUUCGUUGACAAGUCCGGGACCACUAGUGUUGGCGCAAACGCCUCCCAAUCCGACUCAAAAACCUCAUUACAAUAUCAAAUACCCGUGCGAUCGAUACCUGUUAGCCGCCGCUCACAGUACUCUUCGCAUUGAAAUGGUUUUAAUGGUCUUAAAGGCGAUUCUCUUUUUGGGAAAUUCUGUCGAAAAACGUAACGCAGAGUCAAAAACUAAAACCGAUGGUAAGGGAGAACUCAGUAUAAGUGAUAUCUUGGGACCAAUUGGUGGCGACGAAGAAUUUGGAGAUUUGGGACUACCUCCGCUGUCAGGAAAGCCGGGAGUCAUGGAAAAGGCAGGUCUGAGCGAAGCGGCGAAGUUUGCGUUAAAACAGAUUUGUGGCCAACAAUGGGUUCACGACAGAUGUCUGAGAGGUUUUAUGAUAAGUCCGGAAAUUCUCAAUAAAUUACUUUUGGAUCCGAAACUCUCGCAUAAAGAGGCUCAGCAUCUGUUGAAUAUGAUAUGUCAUCCAAAGCUGAUUACAAUGCAUUCCUUACAAGAGAUAGAUUCCGACCAAAAGAUAUCGAUCGCAAAAAUAUUGCAAAAUCUGGACGAAUGGUCGAUAAGAGUGUCGUGGCUUCAGUUGCAGCUAAUGUACGCCCAAUCGUCGGCCGAAGUGAACACUUGGUUGGAAAACGUGGCCAAAGCGACGGUCGAUUUCUUUCAAAACUCCAGCGAAGAGAUGGCUAAAUAUCCGCAAAAUGGUUGGCAAUUGUCGUUAUUUAGUCCGCGAAGUAGUUCUCGACAAAUGCUUUACAAACAGUCGAGUCGUAUGAACGACAGCCACAACCAGAAGGACAGGGUAUGGCUGAUCGCACCACUCAUUUCCAAACUGCCGCCCGAGAGUCAUGGAAAAGGCAGAUGUCUGAGAGGUUUUAUGAUAAGUCCGGAAAUUCUCAAUAAAUUGCUUUUGGAUCCGAAACUAUCGCAUAAAGAGGCUCAGCAUCUGUUGAAUAUGAUUUGUCACCCAAAGCUGAUUACAAUGCAUUCCUUACAAGAGAUAGAUUCCGACCAAAAGAUAUCGAUUGCAAAAAUCUUGCAAAAUCUGGACGAAUGGUCGAUAAGAGUGUCGUGGCUUCAGUUGCAGCUAAUGUACGCCCAAUCGUCGGCCGAAGUGAACACUUGGUUGGAAAACGUGGCCAAAGCGACGGUCGACUUCUUUCAAAACUCCAGCGAAGAGAUGGCUAAAUAUCCGCAAAAUGGUUGGCAAUUAUCGUUAUUUAGUCCGCGAAGUAGUUCUCGACAAAUGCUUUACAAACAGUCGAGUCGUAUGAACGACAGCCACAACCAGAAGGACAGGGUAUGGCUGAUCGCACCACUCAUUUCCAAACUGCCGCCCGCUGUCGAGGGAAAGAUACUUAAAGUGGCGGCCAAUGUGUUGGAAGCGGGAAAUUGGAUGUCUAACGGCGCGAACCAAUCGUCGCAGAACUCGUCGUAUAAGAGCAAAACCGAUCGCGGAUUUCAACAGCAGAAGAAUACGUCAAAUGUUAGUUCAUCCAAUUCGACGCCAUCGUUGUUAAGCCAUCAGCCAUUCCUGUCGUUGGUAUUGAUGUGUCUGAAAGGACAGGACGAUCAAAGGGAAAGUCUUCUCAACUCACUGUACAAUCAAUUGUCUCAAGCGAUUAACGAGAAACUCUGCGACGACUUGAAGGCCAAACACGCCAUCCAAGAGGGCCUACAGUUGCGGCUGAAUCUGAUGGGAGGAAUGUUUGAUAUGAUUCAGCGCUCGUCGUCGUUGAUGAACGACUGGGCCGUCCUAUUGAUACAACUGAUCAGCUUUACGAUCGUUGACCCGCAGAUCAAUUACGAUAUCUUCACCACAGCGUUGGAUAUGUUGACAGUUCUGAUGCACACGACUCUCGUGUCGGACUCAUCCGAGACGCGAGAGGAGAGCAAAAAACAUUACCAAAACUUAAUCAAAAAACUUAAGAAAGAGCUGAAUAUCGACCGAAUCACUCCCGGCAUUAAAAUGGUUCGACAGUUGCUUCCGAUUGUCAAACAAAACUGCGAAGUGAUUACAUGCGAACCAAUGGGUUCCCUAAUCGACACCAAAGGCAACAAAAUCGCCGGUUUUGACUCAAUAGACAAGAAACAGGGCUUACAAGUGGCUGAGAAGCAGAAGGUCUCGCCGUGGGAUCUGUUGGAGGGCCACAAGAAUCCGGCGCCGUUGAGCUGGACCUGGUUCGGUGCCGUUCGCAUUGAACGCAAACCAUUGCGAGGCGAAGAGAAUCACUAUUUGUUGGGCCGACACAACCACUCGAUCCGAAAGCCCACCUCUUAUUACUUAGAGCCGCCACCGCUGCCGCCCGAAGACGCCAUUGAGCCGACGCCUGCGCCCGCAAUGCCGCCCAUACCUAACGAACGGAUGCCUAUUCAGCACCAAAUCCCUCACCAAAUGACACAUCAAAUGCCGCCACAAAUGAUGCCGAACGCCGUUCCCAACCAAAUGAUGCAAAACAUGAAUGCUAUGAAUGCCAUGAAUAGUAUGAAUGCCAUGAAUAACAUGAAUAGUAUGGACGACGGUAUGCGACGCGACCUUAUGUUAGAGCACGUGAACCCUCGAGUGCCCACUCCUAAGAAAGUGAAGGCUCCGCGACGGCCGCGAAGGACACCGAAGAAUGCGAACGGCAAUAGCGGUCAAGUGACGCCUCCCAUACGGAUGCCCACCAAUUAUAACGACCAAUACGUGGCGCCAUUGCCUCCACCGCAUCAGCAGCCGAUGCAACAGAACUGGGGCUACGGAUCGCAUCCCCAACAGACCACUGCCGCCCCGCAGCCACCCAUGCAAUCGCAACAGCAGUUCUAUCCGCCACCACAACAGCAGCAAAUGGUUGGCCCGCGUUUCACAGAUCCGCCGCGACCUGUGGGCCACUCCAAGGGUGCGCUGAAGGCGAUGCUCAGCACAAGACACCCGACAACCCCGUCGUUCAAUAUGCAGCCGACGAACGCUCCCAAUAUGGCGCUCAAUCAGCCUAUGAUGGCCUCAUCGGUGCCGCAACAGACGCCAUACCAGACAAGACAACCAGUGAUGUCGAUGAGGGCGCAGAUGAGGGCGCCGUCGCAGCCAAUGCAAGUGAACGUUCAGCAGAAUCCCAUGUAUCAAAUGCAGACUGUGAACCAACCGGUGGCCACUCAGAACCAACCCAUGCAUCACAUGUCCGUUCAAUCGCAGGGCAAUUACGGCGGACCCCCGCCUAACAUGUCGUUCCAGAACCAGAUGCCGAUGCAAAGUAUGGACCAAACGGUGCAGAUGUCUGGCCAACAGUCCGGUCACCCGCCGCCUGUCUAUCAACACCCGCAGCAACAGAACCCUAUGAUGAUGAGGGCACAGAUGCAGACACAACAGCAAAUGGUUAGCCAACAAUCAACGCAACAGUUUAUGCCUCAAAGGUCUCAAUACCAGACAAUGCAAGCGGCGCCUAACGUAACGAUGGGUCAGAUGGGAGCGAUGGACAACCGGCCCAACACUUUCAACCAAAACACAAAUAUGCAGCCAAUGGGCAACACUGGAGGGCCGCCGCAUAUGAAUCAGUGGCAAAACAGUGGCCAACGGCCGCAACAAGUGGUCUCACAAUUGCAGAGACAGCUAUCGGGCGGUAAUUCACAGCACAAUAGCAUUACCAAUGCAAUCAAUUAUCAUCAAAAUCAGUACUGAAUUAGUGAAUGAAUUUGUAAAUUAUUUAUGAGAUUCUAAUUUAAACUAUAAUUUUUGUAUUUUUUGAUCUUUCGGUGUUUUUGUACAAAAACA
This is a messenger RNA of Medioppia subpectinata, 7938 nucleotides long. The record is from the annotation of a GenBank genome assembly. NCBI's taxonomy places the organism in Eukaryota, Metazoa, Arthropoda, Arachnida, Sarcoptiformes, Oppiidae.